Messenger RNA from Glycine soja, 801 nucleotides. RefSeq names its product small nuclear ribonucleoprotein Sm D2-like. The record is from RefSeq and is a predicted model, not a curated record. NCBI's taxonomy places the organism in Eukaryota, Viridiplantae, Streptophyta, Magnoliopsida, Fabales, Fabaceae. Gene Ontology annotation, biological process: spliceosomal snRNP assembly; RNA splicing. The coding region runs from base 169 to 495 and encodes 108 amino acids. Gene Ontology annotation, cellular component: U5 snRNP; U2 snRNP; catalytic step 2 spliceosome. The transcript is spliced from 6 exons. Gene Ontology annotation, molecular function: RNA binding.
UGAAUAGAUGGAGCCUCCUCCAAUAGUUGAAGUCUUCUAUGAGGAAAAGGGUAAUUUUGGAAACAACUUACAUGUUAAUAUUGACAGACAGCAAGCACAUUUCACAUUAUACUUAGAUCUUCUUCCUUCACUCAAUCAAGUUUUGACUUUAUUUGGAGUUUCUCCAAAAUGAGCCGGCCAAUGGAGGAAGAUACUGUGGGUAAGAAUGAGGAAGAGGAGUUCAACACUGGACCGCUGUCCGUACUCAUGAUGAGUGUUAAAAAUAAUACUCAGGUACUGAUAAAUUGUCGGAACAACAAAAAGCUUCUGGGUCGUGUAAGGGCUUUUGAUAGGCACUGCAACAUGGUUCUUGAAAAUGUGAGGGAGAUGUGGACUGAGGUGCCAAAAACUGGUAAAGGAAAGAAAAAGGCCCAGCCAGUCAACAAGGAUAGAUUCAUCAGCAAGAUGUUCCUCCGUGGAGAUUCUGUCAUCAUUGUUCUUAGGAAUCCCAAAUGAGAUUCUAUCAUCAAUUAUUCGCGUAGACAUUAGCGGAGGAUGUAGUUGGUCAUUUGAUGAGGACGCCCUGGAUCUUUUAUGUACCCAUUAACGUGUACAUCUAAUGUUUUGUAUGGAUUAAAAUGUAAAGUUUUAUUUGUUUUUUUUUUUGUUCUUGCGUAAUUAUGCUGGAUUAUUGAAUAUUGAAGGAGACUAUCAGUUUGAUCCUUCGAUAUCACCCUCUUUCUUGUUUUAUUUUUUUAAGUAAUAAGAUUAUAUAUAUAGUUUUUAAGUAUUGAAUAUUUAUUAAAUCCCUAUGUUAACAUA